Molecule: messenger RNA, 1863 nt
Organism: Zea mays
Lineage: Eukaryota; Viridiplantae; Streptophyta; Magnoliopsida; Poales; Poaceae
Product: growth-regulating factor 7-like
Exons: 2
Coding region: 351-1457 (368 amino acids)
Biological process (GO): regulation of DNA-templated transcription; developmental process; DNA-templated transcription
Cellular component (GO): nucleus
Molecular function (GO): ATP binding
Source: RefSeq, a predicted model, not a curated record
UAUAACAGACGACUGCAAGUAAAAUGUACGCUGAGUGAACUGUAAGUAUAAAAGAAGAUGGCUCUAAGCUUACAUUCAGUUUAUAAACAAAUACUGUAUGAGUGAACUGAAACUUUCGUACAUGCCGUAUCGAGCUGAUGCUCCACGUCUUCCCGUUCCCGAGUCCUGACACCGGCACAAACCUGUAGAACUACUAGUAUCGGAGACCCCUCCAUUUCAGUCCCAUCUCUCAUUUCCCUUGUAACUGGAAGCGAGGUCUCGGCGCCGCCGCCCUCUGCCUCGUACGUCCUCGGCGCUGCGGGAGCGUGCAUUGUUGAGCGAGUGCGGCCAAGCAACGCGGGCUCGAGGAGAUGAUGCUGAGCGGGCACGGCGGCGGGAGGCGCCUGUUCACGGCGUCGCAGUGGCAGGAGCUCGAGCACCAGGCGCUCAUCUUCAAGUACAUGGCCUCGGGCGCGCCCGUGCCGCACGACCUCGUCCUACCGCUCCGCCUCGCCACCGGCGUCGACACCGCGCCCUCCCUCGCCUUCCCGCCGCAGCCUUCGCCGUCGCGUACGACCUGCGCGCUUCUCUCCUCCCGACCCGACCUCCCCCGUCCUCGCCUCAUGUUUCACUCUGAUCAUCGACAGCCAUCAGCCCAUCACAUCAUCGCUGAUGACUUUGUACGUGUGACCGUGCAUGCAGUGGCGUACUGGGGCUGCUACGGCGCGGGGGCGCCGUUCGGCCGCAAGGCGGCGGAGGACACGGAGCCGGGGCGGUGCCGGCGGACGGACGGCAAGAAGUGGCGGUGCUCCAGGGAGGCCCACGGCGACUCCAAGUACUGCGAGAAGCACAUUCACCGCGGGAAGAGCCGUUCAAGAAAGCCUGUGGAAGUGACCUCCUCCCCCGCCGCCGGCCCCGCUGCGGCGUACCGACCGUCCGCGAUCUCCACCAUCUCGCCGCCCCGCGCGGCCGACGCGCCGCCGCCGAGCCUCGCCUACCCGCAGCAGCAUCUCCUCCACGGCGCCUCCUCCGCAGCAGGAGCAGCAGCCCGCGUCCCCGCUGGCGCUCUCCAGCUCCACCUCGACGCGAGCCUGCACGCGGCGGCGGCGGCGGCGUCGCCAUCGCCGCCGCCGUCCUACCACAGGUACGCCCACUACACACCGCCAGCGUCGUCGCUCUUCCCGGGCGGCGGCUACGGCUACGACUACGACUACGGGCAGUCCAAGGAGCUCAGGCGACGGCACUUCCACGCGCUCGGGGCCGACCUGAGCCUCGACAAGCCGCUGCCCGAGCCCGACACCGGCUCCGACGAGAAGCAGCCCCUGCGGCGUUUCUUCGACGAGUGGCCGCGGGAGAGCGGCGACAUGGCCGCGGACGACGCGACGCAGCUUUCCAUCUCCAUCCCCGCGGCUUCGCCCUCCGACCUCGCUGCUACCUCCGCCUCCGCCGCCGCCGCGCGAUUCCACAACGGGGAGUGAUCGGUCCAUCUCCUAGCUGCAGCCCUGCAACAGCGUGGAUUGACCGCUGCAUUUCCUGGCUGCAAUGCAAGCCUGCAACAGCGAGCAGUAAGCCAGUGACGUGGAUGCAUCUCGUAGCGGCAAACCCUGCUUCUGCCUCUGCGGUCUGCGCUGCUUUGCGCGGGACGGCUCAGGGGCUGAGGCUCAAAAAAGUCUGAACCGAGUCAAGCAGUACUAGGGACUCUAUGACUUGGUCUUUUGUUCUUUUGUAGCAGUACGUUACUCGUACCAAAUGUUGUUUAUUUUUUGUGUGACAUUUUCAUUUCUUCCAGUUCCAGUCUGUGAUGCAAGCUUUGUCGCUUUUGUCAGCUCUUUUUCGGUGACCCACGCCGGCCUUCGUGAUCGAUUCCCUUAUACUUAUACCUGA